This is a messenger RNA of Coccomyxa subellipsoidea C-169, 2284 nucleotides long. RefSeq lists its product as hypothetical. Gene Ontology annotation, molecular function: protein binding. Gene Ontology annotation, cellular component: anaphase-promoting complex; nuclear periphery. Bases 1 to 2070 code for a protein of 689 amino acids. Gene Ontology annotation, biological process: anaphase-promoting complex-dependent catabolic process; protein K11-linked ubiquitination; positive regulation of mitotic metaphase/anaphase transition. The transcript is spliced from 11 exons. The record is from RefSeq and is a predicted model, not a curated record. NCBI's taxonomy places the organism in Eukaryota, Viridiplantae, Chlorophyta, Trebouxiophyceae, Coccomyxaceae.
AUGGCAUUCACGCAGUUGCUAGACAGAGGCUUGGCAUCAGAUGUCGUCCUGGCAAGCUGGUGUCCCACCAUGGAUCUCCUGGCCCUGGUCAUGAGCGACAGUCAGCUGAGCGUGAACCGGCUCAACAAGCAGCGGCUGUGGGCGCUGGCUCCCGACAGCAAGAUCACAGCGAUCACUUGGCAGCCUGAUGGCAAAAUCCUUGCCAUCGCAAUGCAGAGGGGAGGGAUCUGGCUCUUGGACGUUGAGAACGGUGAGGCUCGGGUGAAGGACUGGGAGCAGGAGCCCCCGGUCGUGCACUUGUCAUGGACGGAGGAGGAUGGGGCAGCCGCAAGGCCAGCCAGGACUCCCCUGGUUGCCGCAGGAUCCGAGCCGCGAUGCUGUCACAGUGCUCACGCGGGCCCGGCAGACAGAGCGCAGGGCGCCUUUUCGCAGGAGGGCCACCCUCCAGACCUACCUGACAUGCCCUCCCGCCUCAGCAUGCUGUGUGCGGCCGAUGAGAGCGCAGCCGUGCGGCUGCUGGCCUUUGGCUCAUUCUCGCUGGGCUGCGCUGCACUGCCCGGCACGGAUCCAAAUCGCGCCACAGUGCAGCAGCAGCCAGCGCCGCGCAUUCUUCAUGCUGAGAUGACGCGCGACCUGUCCCGGCUAUGCACCAUUUCUGUCCAGAAGGCCUCAGGGUGCAGUGACGCGGUGGCAGCAGCGCAGAAGGAGUGGCAGGGUGCAAUGGCGUUGGUGGAUGCAAAGAUGGAGGAGUUUCGCGGGCUGCUGGUCAGCUACGGCAGAGAGUGCAGCCCAGAGGAUCAGCUGCUGGCAGCGCUGGCCGCCGGCGCCCUCACCCCUGCCAUGCAGCACUUCCUCACUGCCAUCCUAGGUGAGGCGAAUCUGAAGCGGCUGGCGAGGGCGGUGGAUGGCGCGGUGGCGUCGGUGGCGCGCAUGCUGGUGGACCAGGUGCAGUGCAGCCUGGAGGCGGUCGCCCUGCAGCUGGGUGAUGCGCUCGGCCUCGCGCGCUGCUCCCCCUGGAUGGCCCCCCUCACCCUGCAGGAGUCGGCGGUGGCGGAGGCGGCCGCGGCGGCGCAUGCGCUGGUGCUGCGCUCGGAUGCGCUGCGGCGCGCGGUCGUGGGCGUGGGCGCGCACUACCGCACGCUGUUUGCGUGGCUGCUCACGCUGUGCCGGCACGUCAACGAUGACGCCUUGCCGGCCGGCCCGUCUGGCGCGGCGUACCGGGCCGACCCUCACGCGCUGGCCGCCUUCAUCCGCGGGCCCUUCCGGCGCGACGCCAUCGGCCCCCAGCUCAGCUGCGAGGGGCCGGAGGCGGUGCCGCCGCUGCAGGCGGGAGAGCGGCCGGGCAUGCGCGCGCUGCUGGGGCUGUUCGGCUGCGCGGCAGCGGAGGGAACAUCGCUGCGACACGGGCUGGGCGCGCUGACGCAGCAGUGCCGGGGAGUGCUGGAGUGCGCACAGCACAGCCUGGCGCCCAGCAUGCAGCCCCUGCUCAGCGUCUGCCUCGCCACCCUGCCCCAGCCCUCCCACCGCCUUGCCUUCACUCUGCCGCAGGGUGGACGCUCUGUGGCGAGGAUGUGCUUCCUGUCGGAGCCAGGUGGGGGCGGCCCAGCGCAGAGCCUCCUGUUUAUAGACAUUUGCAUGGGAAACAGCGAGGAGCCCAGUCCGCUGCAGGUGGUCCCCACGGUGGCUGAGGUUGAGGGGCUGGGGCACAUUGCGGAUAUUGCCUUCUACAAGGAGAACCACCUGGCAGUCCUGGCCGGCAGCGGCGAUGACAUGGAGGAGGCCCACUUUGUGCUCCUACCAAUAGAUGCAAUGCAACAUGCGGAAAACCAACCAGGCAGUGACAGCGCACAGGCCGGCAAGGAGGCGGGACGGGUGCGGCUAGGGGUUGAGGCGCUUGCCAAGCGGGGCCUGGGCCACGCGCAGGCGGCUGCACCGCUGGCCGUCAGCGGGCCGCGCGGCGUCGCAUGCGCACCCGUAGGUCUACAACGCAUCGUGCUUCUGGACCUGGAGGAAGAGGAGGAUGAUGAAGCUGAGGGAUCUGAAGGAGGCCAGAGCAAAGCUGGCGAAUGAGAAAGCAGACGAGAGUCAGACUGUACUCGUUUUCAACUGAGAAUGCUUGACAUGCCCUGCUUGCGUAGGCAGCCAUGCACAUUUUUUGUCAGCCAGCUGCAUUGUCCGUCUACUUGUUAUGAUUACUCUUUUGUGUCUUGUUUUCAUAAAGCGUUACUGACACACAAUGACCAGCACCGGAUCAGCUUGUGAGUUUGUUAGAUCAUUCCAUUAC